Molecule: messenger RNA, 2907 nt
Organism: Oreochromis aureus
Lineage: Eukaryota; Metazoa; Chordata; Actinopteri; Cichliformes; Cichlidae
Gene: prkag1
Product: protein kinase, AMP-activated, gamma 1 non-catalytic subunit
Exons: 13
Coding region: 283-1263 (326 amino acids)
Source: RefSeq, a predicted model, not a curated record
UUGGGGGAUUUUUCAGUUUUCCUUAAAAGUAAUAUUCCACAGAACUCCUAAACGCUCCCUUAUUUACAGAAUAAUAAAACAAACCACAAAUUCUUUACUCCUGAGCGCUACCUGCUUCAGAGCUAAAAUGACAUCCCUGGAGUGAGGCAAUAUUACGGCAGUUACGGCAGAGACAGCACAACCAUUCAUGCUGAUCGUUGUUAGUUAGUUAGCGGAAGACCUUCGAGGUUUGGAGAGCUGCACACGAAGCCGGCUACAGGGAGGAGAACCAGCGAAUGGAACAUGGAGUGUAUUCCAGUAACUAUUGAUGAUCUUGAGGGCAAGAAGGACCCAGUCAUUGAAGAUCCAGAACACAAUGUGUACACCAGGUUUAUGAAGUCCCAUCGUUGUUAUGACCUUGUGCCCACCAGCUCCAAAUUAGUUGUGUUUGAUACAUCACUUCAGGUGAAAAAGGCAUUUUUUGCUCUUGUUUCUAACGGGGUGCGUGCUGCGCCUUUAUGGGAUAGCAAGAAGCAGUGUUUCGUUGGUAUGCUAACCAUCACAGACUUCAUUAACAUUCUUCAUCGGUAUUACAAAUCUCCAUUGGUUCAGAUAUAUGAGUUGGAAGAGCACAAAAUUGAAACCUGGAGAGAGGUGUACCUUCAAGACUCUUUCAAGCCCCUGGUUAGCAUAUCUCCUAAUGCAAGUUUGUACGAUGCUGUGUCAUCUCUGCUGAAGAACAAGAUUCACAGAUUGCCUGUAAUUGACCCGCUGACGGGGAACACGCUCUAUAUUCUCACACACAAGAGAAUUCUCAAGUUCUUGAAGCUUUUUAUAGCAGAGAUGCCAAAACCCUCGUUCUUGAGGCAAACUUUAGAAGAACUGAAUAUCGGGACCUUCAAGAACAUAGCAGUGGUCCGUGCAGACACACCGCUCUACACAGCUCUGGGUAUUUUUGUUGAGCAGAGAGUGUCAGCGCUCCCUGUUGUUGAUGACAAAGGUCGAGUGGUGGACAUUUACUCAAAAUUUGAUGUUAUAAAUCUAGCAGCAGAGAAGACGUACAACAACCUGGAUGUGACGGUGACCAAAGCCUUGCAGCACCGCUCACAGUACUUUGAAGGAGUGCUGACAUGCAACAGGCAUGAGACCCUCGAGGCCAUUAUCAACAGACUGGUGGAGGCUGAGGUGCACAGGCUGGUGGUAGUGGACGAGCACGAGGUGGUGAAGGGAAUCGUCUCCCUUUCGGAUAUCCUCCAAGCCUUAGUGCUUACAGAUAGAGAAUAGAGGACAAAUUGGAAAAGUUGCUCAAAAAAUGAAAGGCUGCACAUUUUAAAGAUGACACCGGAGCAUAAGAGAGGAGAUAACCAAGCCUAUAAGAGGGGAAUUAUGACAGCAAAUGGAAGUUCUAUCAAUAAUUUUUGCUUGUUUUUUUUGUAAUUCACCCAUGAAUAAUUCUAUUUGUCUACAGAAACAAAAAGAUUGUGAAUUUUAAACCAUAUAAAAAUAUUUUUUUUGGUACUACAGCUUAUACAGAACCUCCUGUAAAUUGAGCCAAAUUUUGAGUCACUGGAAAACCAAGAAAGACGCAGAAGCACAAGAAUCCUCUGGAGGGGAGCUGUAGCUGCUCAGGAAUACCCAGCAAUAUAUAGGACAGACGACUCCCAAAUACGUUUCCAAUAAUAAAAUAGUCAGUAACCUUACAGGAAAACUGAUUUGCCUGUUUUGCCUUUUGCUGGCAUCACUUCACUUCUGAUCUAAGCUGAAAUCUACACACACAUAAAGCCUGCCAAUAGGGUGAUUUUGAACUGUGCAGCUUGGACUGAUCAGCACUCUCUUAACACAUCAGAGCCUUUUCUGAGCCUUGUUCUCUGUUUAAGUAAGUAGUAGUAGUAGUAGUAUGAUGUUAUUGAUAUUACUCCUCAUUCAGUUAACUUGAUUAUAUAAAUGCUGGUAAAAUACAUACAUACAAACUACCAUAUUCAAUUUGAACCACUUCACCCUUCCAAUUUGCAAAGACUUAUUGAGUAGUUACCUCCACCAAGGAGGUUUUGUGACUCGUUCCCCUGUACCAGAUAUACAACUGGGGCCAACAUAAGAAACUGACCUUUCAAGCUCAUUUGGUUUUUAAAAAAAUGAUCUGGAUGAAAGCUUUGGUGGAGGUGUGCAGCCUUAGACUGCCCUUUCUACUCGAGUAUCAGCAUCAUGCAAUGGAUACAAUAUUCUACAGCCACUCAGUACCUUUCUGUUAAGAAUGAACCAUUAUUUGGCCUGAUAAGUUUCCCCCAAAACACCUGAAUGAGGUUUCUGCAAAGAAUCCAAGGGCUCAGAGUUCAAUCUGUUGUGUAGCCUGACAGCCACGAAGCAAACCAUGAAGAGCACUUAGAGUGAAGUCUAAAAUGAAUUUGCUGUUGGAGACAACCAUUAACUGUGCUUUAUUCUCUUUGAGUGCUUGUCUCUGGAUAUUUAUAGGUGUUAGGUAUAUUCCCCCCCCCCCUACCGUGCCGGUUCUGGCGUCAUUAUUAGUCGUAAAGGGAUCUGCUUAUGGCUUCAGUGCUCCAAAAUCUCAUUUUGUUGAAAAUCAGUCCUGCUUUGUUAAUUUGACCAUUACUUUCAAUUAUUUUAUUUUUGUUUUCUUUGUUCUAUCUGUGUUGUGUUGAUGUGAUUUAUUUACUGUGUCAGAACAUCAGCUGUUAUAAGUUUAUGUAGUUUUUAUGUUUUGUUUGCGUUUAGAGGACUGACUUUAUCGAAAUCACUACAUACCAGCGUUUUCUAUUUUCUAAAGAGGAAAAAGUGAGGAACAUGCCACAUUUACUGUUUUAGGAUAUGUGAAAUGGAUUGUGUACAACUCUAUGUAACUGCACAGUUUUUGUACUAAUCUACAGUGAUAUUAUAAUUUAAACAAUGAGCAAUAAAGGUUCUUUAAGAGUG